Zingiber officinale is the source of this 1514-nucleotide messenger RNA. Its product is annotated as coiled-coil domain-containing protein 25-like. Lineage: Eukaryota; Viridiplantae; Streptophyta; Magnoliopsida; Zingiberales; Zingiberaceae. The record is from RefSeq and is a predicted model, not a curated record. Bases 382 to 1029 code for a protein of 215 amino acids. The transcript has 6 exons.
UAUCACCGCCAUUUCUGCGGAUUCUUUUCAAUCUCUUAUUCGUUUGUGUCGCUGCCGCUUUGUGUUGAAUCUUAUUGAUAGGGAAGAACAAAUUCUUCCCAAUUCCUUCUCAUCCCCAAACCUCCACGAAACCCUAUUCCCGAUUGAUUCCAUUGGCCUGACCUCCCUUGGCCGAAUUCGAUUCGCCUACGCGACCCGGAAGUGAUAAAUCUCUGCCCCUUGAGACCCGGAUACCCUAAUCUUUGCACCGUUGUUCAAAUCGUUACUUCGAUUUUAAUUCAAGAGCGGCGAGAGGGUAGGUUAGGUUGCCAGAUUACCUUUUUGUUUUGUUUUGUUUUGUUUUGUUUUGCAGGUAACGAGGAUUGGAAGCUAGAGGCGAGGAUGGUUUUCUACUUCAAGGCCCGCCCGGAUGUCGGGGACUACACCAUCUUCAUGGGGUUAGACAAACACGAGAACGAGGAGCUCAUCAAGUAUGGUUUCCCCGAAGACAUUUGGUUUCACGUAGACAAAAUGUCUUCUGCACAUGUUUAUUUGAGAUUGAACAAGGGCCAGACUAUUGAUGAUAUAAGUGAAGGUUUAUUGGAAGAUUGUACCCAGCUUGUCAAAGCUAAUUCAAUACAAGGCAAUAAGAUGAACAGCCUUGAUGUUGUUUAUACACCAUGGUAUAAUUUGAAGAAAACCCCUUCCAUGGAUGUUGGCCAAGUUGGUUUUUACAAUCCUAAGAUGGUUAAGACAGUCAAGGUAGAAAAACGCAUAAAUGAGGUUGUUAACAGGUUGAACAAGACCAAGGUUGAGAGGAAACCAGACUUGAAAGCUGAGAGAGAAGCUAUCAAUGCUGCAGAAAGAGCAGAAAGGAAGGCCCAGCUAAGGGAUAAAAAGAAGAGGGAAGAAUUGCAGAAGCUUGAAAAGGAAAAACAAGCAGAGGUAAGAAGCUACAAGAGUCUGAUGGUCUCUGAGAAGAUGACAUCCAACAAGCAGAUUGCAUCUGCUAAUAAAUCCCUGCAAGAACUUGAAGAUGACUUCAUGUGAGCGUUGACAGAAAACUGUUGGUUGAUAGAAAAGUUGAAGCUUUUAAAGAUCUGCUUGAUCACUCUGGAGAUGAAUUUUGUGAUUCCGGUCUACUCCAAGACUUUCAUUCCCUGGCGAUGAAGCCCUCACUGAUCAUUCAUCGAACCUGUAACUGUACUACAUGGUUUCAUGGAAUGUGAAGAGAUAGUUGGAACUCUACCAAUAUUCUGAUCAGUAAUAUUUUUGAUAGCAGCAUGCGACCAAUUGGAUUUGCAAAAUUAUACCGUUACAUUUGUACUUAUUUUUCUAUUAGACUGUACUUGAUGAGAAAACUAUGCUUCAUACUGGGAAUCAAGCUGUGUUUGUGCAUUCAUAUGAGAAUAAGUUAUUUAUCGAAAUUGAAUUUGUUUAUUUGAUCAAAGGAUGAUCAGCACAUUGCUUCAUACUGUCCGGUCAAGUGCAAAGCAAGCCCCAUUGAUACGUCAGUGUGAUUAGUCUUUACAUAA